Molecule: messenger RNA, 2142 nt
Organism: Scophthalmus maximus (turbot)
Lineage: Eukaryota; Metazoa; Chordata; Actinopteri; Pleuronectiformes; Scophthalmidae
Product: cyclin-O
Exons: 3
Coding region: 366-1694 (442 amino acids)
Biological process (GO): regulation of cyclin-dependent protein serine/threonine kinase activity; mitotic cell cycle phase transition
Cellular component (GO): cyclin-dependent protein kinase holoenzyme complex; centrosome; cytoplasm
Molecular function (GO): cyclin-dependent protein serine/threonine kinase regulator activity
Source: RefSeq, a predicted model, not a curated record
AAUCGCCUGACCUCUGGUGAUUUAAUAAUAUCCUAACGCAGCUAAACAUGGCCUUUAUUAAAUUCAUACAUGAAGCAAACUACACAAACAAUGAUCUUGGGUUGCUACAUAGGUGCAGCUAGCUAGCUAAGUGUUACCUAAGUGUUACGUUAUUUAAAAUGUGUUUCUUUUGUGUAACUACAACACAAUUCCACAUGUGAAAAAUAAAUCAAAUCAAAGCGUUUUGGUUUUUUUGGUUUUUUAAUAGAUAUACAGACAGUAAAUGCUAAAACAUAUGUUCCAGGGUUAAAAGAUAAUUAAUAUCUACAUCAUGGGGCAAGUGAUUGUUUAGCCUCGGUUGCCCGGGGCGACGGGAGAAAGGUGAGAUGCAGGAGCGGGGACGACCCCGGGAAAACUUAACUGACGGAACUCCCCCCCCCCCAGCGUCCCACGAGCAACUCUCCCAGGGGAUGCCGAGCAGCGGUGUCAGCUGGCCUCAGUUGAGCACAUGCAGCCCGUGGACUGUCCGACUGGAGACAGAGGGGAUGGUGUCAUUCGUGAACGGCGACCUCGGAUCCGAGGCUGCUCACAAACGCAGACGGGUGAACGGCGCAUCUCCCCUGACCGAGGCGCUCACGUCGGUGCAACCGCGAAAGUUAGAGGCCAGACACAGGAAACAGAAACUCAUGUCCAAAAUGAGCGACUCCGGUUUCGAGGAGGACCUGGUGGGACUCUCUCCCAUCUCGUCCCCGGCCCGGACGAACGUGUCCCCGCUCCGUGUAGAUGAGCCGGAGCCUCCUGCGGACUCGGAGCAGCAGCUGUCCAACUGGUACCGGCAGUACGGAGACGUCGGCUUCACCAUCCAGAGAGAGAAAGAGGCGCAGUUUCACCCCUGCAGAAGCUUGGCACGACAGCCACAACUGACUGCAGAUGCGCGGUGCAAGCUCGUCAGCUGGCUCAUCCCUGUGCACCAACACCUCCGUCUGUCCUUUGAGUGCUGCUGCCUGGCGGUGAACAUCAUGGACAGGUUCCUGGCGUGCACCGCAGUGGCUGCCGACUGCUUCCAGCUACUGGGUGUCACUGCACUCCUUUUAGCCAGUAAACAGGUGGAGGUUUGCUCACCGCGGAUCAGCCACCUCUUGUCGUUGUGUUGUGAUGCCUUCACCAAGGAGCAGCUCUGCAACAUGGAGUGUCUCAUCCUCCUUCGCCUCAACUUCCGCCUCACUGCACCCACCCUGGCCUUUUUCCUGGACUAUUACGCCAACUGCAUGGAGGCUUCCCAGCUUGUGUCUGAGAACGCGGUCGGUGACGGGUGCACAAGAAGGAAUCCGGACACAAAAAGACAUGGGCAGAGCGGCGGCCUCGCACAAAAGGUGUGCGAGUUGACUUUAGCAGACUAUGCUUUCAACAAAUACCCACCAUCUCUGACUGCGAGCUGUGCACUGAGGCUGGCCGGUGAGCUGCUGAAAACUGAUCGGGUGCUCGUUGAGCAUGCAACCGUCCAGUCACAGGAAAACCGCUGGGACAGUUUUGUGAAUGAGCUAAGUGCCCAACCAGCUUCUGCACAACCCUUUGUGGUUUCUGAGGGCAACUCUCACUUCCUGCCUGUGGGUCAGGAGAGCCACAACCACAAUCUGGCUCGGGAAUGCGAAGACAACCUGAAGCUGCUGGUGUCAUUAAACCAGGAGACGCUGGAAGUGAUGUCCACCAUGUGACUGCAGUGAGCCACCGCUCAGAUGUUAUAGCAAAAAACGCCAAAUCCCUCUCUACUUUUAGCGGGGGAGGUUGUAUUCUAGAGAUUAUUUCCACAAAACACGGACCUGAGGGAAAAGUCUCUCAAUUAUGUGUUGAAAUGUUUCACAAGUGAAGUCUGGUGUUCAUCCACAAAACCUCAUUGUCUUACAGACAAUCAGUCAUACUUGAUACCGCCGAAUGUUUUACAAUUUGCAAUUUACAAUGUUUUAUAUUUAUUGAUAGUAGGUUUAAUAUAUGUUGAUUGUAUUAUUCUUUUUUAAUUUCUUAGUUAACUCUAAAUCAAAAUCAUUAUUUACUAUACAUAUGCACUGACUUGCUGCAGGUUUACGAGUUAUGUUACUGUCGCAACCUCUUGAUGAAGGACCAGAAAAAAAUGUGCUGUACUGAACUGAUUGAUUGUAAUGAAAU